Molecule: messenger RNA, 2862 nt
Organism: Colletes gigas
Lineage: Eukaryota; Metazoa; Arthropoda; Insecta; Hymenoptera; Colletidae
Gene: Vps53
Product: vacuolar protein sorting-associated protein 53 homolog
Exons: 13
Coding region: 65-2614 (849 amino acids)
Biological process (GO): retrograde transport, endosome to Golgi
Cellular component (GO): GARP complex
Source: RefSeq, a predicted model, not a curated record
GUAAAUAUACUGCGUGCCUUUUGUCGUGAUAUGCUCGCACGAAUACGUUUAAAAUGAAGUACGUAUGAAUUAUACGAUUAGUGAAAUUGAGGUAAAAUCAGAGAUGGAGAGACACGAGGAAGAUGAUUUAGAAGAUUUAAAUUCCACUAUUUGCACGCUUCCACCGAACGUGCAAAACGUAAUCGAACAGGUCUUGCCUAGUACAGAUCCAUUGGAUCAGCCGAACUUUAAUGUAGUGGACUACAUAAAUUCGCUUUUCCCAUCGGAACAAUCCCUCUCCAACAUCGACGUUGUAGUGAGUAAUAUGGAAUUAAAGAUAUGGACCAUAGAUAAAGAAAUUCGGUCUGUGGUACGCGGUCAAACGAACGUAGGUCAGGAUGGAAGAGCUGCGCUAGAAGAUGCACAGAAAGUUAUAAAACAAUUAUUUGUGCAUACUAAAGAUAUAAAGGAUAAAGCGGAACAGUCUGAAGAAGUAGUCAAAGAAAUUACAAGAGACAUUAAGCAAUUAGAUUUUGCUAAAAGAAAUCUUACUGCUUCGAUAACUGCUUUAAACCAUUUGCAUAUGCUUGUAGAAGGUGUGGAUACUUUAAGGGUAUUAACGCAAAAGAAACAAUACGGGGAAAUUAUUUUGCCAUUACAAGCUGUAAUGGAAGUAAUGCAACAUUUCAAUAGUUACAUGGAUAUACCUCAAGUAAAACAGUUGUCCGACGAAGUGCGCCAGGUGCAUGUUGAAUUGGCCCAACAAAUUACCGCGGAUUUUAAACAAGCAUUCUCUGGUCAGAAUCCUAAAUACUUUAAUCAACUAACAGAAGGCUGUUUAGUAUUAUCUGUAUUAGAUCCCAAAGUCAAGAAAGAUCUGCUCACCUGGUUUGUAGGUAUUCAAUUGCAGGAGUAUGCACAUUUAUUCGAUGAAAAUCAAGAUUUCGCAUGGUUAGAUAAAAUAGAUCGACGUUAUGCAUGGAUAAAAAAACAUUUGGUCGACUUCGAGCCGAAAUUCGGAACGAUCUUCCCGCAAGAUUGGGAGAUUUCGGAACGAAUUGCCGUACAAUUUUGUCACGUUACACGGGAAGACUUAACUAAAUUAAUGCAUAAACGACGUUCUGAAAUAGAUGUAAAAUUAUUGCUUUACGCGAUUCAAAGAACGAGUAAUUUCGAAUCGUUAUUAGCGAAAAGGUUCAGCGGUGUUACUUUAGACAAUACUGAAACGGUAAAUAAAAAGAUCACGGUCACUGUAGACACUACAGAUAAAGUUCCGGGCAACCCAUUUGAAGAAAAUGAACAGGUACAAAUUGAGAAACCAAAACCAUCGCCAUUUUCAAAUCUCAUAGGGAGAUGUUUCGAGCCGUAUCUAAACAUCUACAUAGAAAGUUUAGAUCGCAAUUUGGCAGACUUGAUGGACAAAUUUGUAUCAGAUUCUAAAACACAACCACCCGGUGCUAAAGAUUUCGAUGGGAUAGAAGGUCCCAGUAGUGUUUUAUCUUCGUGCGCAGAUUUGUUUGUAUUUUAUAAAAAGUGCAUGUUGCAGUGCACGCAACUUAGCACUGGCUCGAUUAUGUUAAAUCUAGCUGAAACGUUCCAAAAGUACCUACGAGAAUACGCUUUUAAGAUACUGCAAAAUAAUUUACCGAAAAUUGGGGGCAGUGCUGGAAUUGCCACAAGUAUGAGCAGUAUAACGCGUGAUUUUCGAGAUCUCUCAACUUCCGGUUUCAUACAAAACUUUCAAAGUUUUUUGAAAGAAGGCGAAAGCACUAGAUUUAGCAAAGAAGAACAAUCACGCAUAUGCUGCAUAUUGACAACGGCUGAAUAUUGCUUGGAAACGACUCAGCAAUUGGAAGAAAAACUUCGAGAAAAGACGGACAAAUGUUAUGCUGAAAAAAUCAAUUUGUCCCAAGAACAAGAUAUUUUUCACAACGUUAUAUCGAAUUGUAUUCAACUGCUUGUACAAGAUCUGGAGUCAGCGUGUGAAUCUGCAUUGACUGCAAUGACGAAAGUUCAGUGGAGUGCCAUAGAGGUUGUUGGCGACCAAAGUAAUUACGUUAACACUAUCGUGGCACAUUUACGACAAACAAUACCUACUAUCAGAGAUAGAUUGUCCUCGUGCCGGAAGUACUUUACUCAACUUUGCGUCAAGUUCGCGAGCUCUUUUAUAGUAAAAUUAGUACAACAAUUGUACAAGUGCAAACCUUUGAAUACCGUGGGCGCUGAACAAUUAUUGUUAGAUGUACACAUGUUAAAAACUGCUCUCUUAGAUCUUCCAUUGACAGGCUAUCAAGUUCAAAGAAAAGCUCCAGCAACAUACACUAAGGUAGUAGUUAAGGGCAUGGCGAGUGCUGAAAUGAUUCUUAAAAUUGUAAUGUCACCCAUUGAAUCUCCAAAAGAUUUUGUAGUGCAAUGUAGAAUGCGUUUACCGGAUCUACAAGCACCAGAAUUUCAAAAAAUUUUAGACAUGAAGGGUUUGAAAAAAACAGAACAAGUUUUACUUCUAGAACAAUUCAAGCAACCUGAAAAUAUAGAUGUUUUGCAUGACACUAGGAGUCAUAUCAUUCAAGAUAGUCCAGAACACGAAGCUGGACGAAUAAGAAGACUAGAAAAAUUAAUAAAAAAAAGAAUAUGAACAUAUUUCAUAGUAAAACUUGCAUUGUAUUGUACAUACUCGAUUGAAAUAUAUCUAUAUAAAAUGUGAGCAUUGGAAUGAUAUACAUCCGUAUACAGCAAUGCUUGGAUAUCUGUAGUUAGAAAAACAUGGUUAAUCUUCAGUUCCUGGAAAAGCACAGCGAAUGAAAGAUAAAUAAUAAUACAAGGUGCUUCGUCUUUGCAUUAGGUACUAUUGAUAUAACUCGGAUCGGGUUACACUGGUACGGU